GCCUCCACACACCAUAAGAAGGAGAGUUUCGUGGGUUUUGUCUACAUACCUUUCUUCAGUUUCACAAAUCCCAUCUUCUUUGUUUCAAUUUCCCUCUCACUAAUUUCCUUUUGCAAUUAACAAGAAGUAGAUCGAGUAGCAACAAAUUCAAUUCAAUGUCAAACUCAAACAUCACAAGUUGUGAUAGUUGGAGAUUCUCUACAGAGAAUAAUAUUAAUAGUGGAGAAGAUGCAGCAGUAGCUGUUAAACAGCAAUUGGAGAUGCUUGGCCAGUUACAUAGUCCAAAUUCAAACACAUCAACCACAACAAAUAAUAGCAAUGGUAGUGCCUCAAACACAGAUUCACAACCACCUGCUAAGAAGAAAAGAAACCUACCAGGAAAUCCAGAUCCAAGUGCUGAAGUCAUAGCUCUAUCACCAAACACCCUAGUGGCCACAAACAGGUUCGUAUGUGAAAUAUGCAACAAAGGGUUUCAAAGGGACCAAAACCUUCAAUUGCACCGACGAGGCCAUAAUCUACCGUGGAAGCUGAAACUGAGAACCACGACUGAUGUUCGAAAACGGGUUUAUGUUUGUCCAGAACCCUCAUGUGUGCACCACAACCCAGCUCGUGCACUAGGUGAUCUUACUGGCAUUAAAAAGCACUUUAGCAGAAAGCACGGCGAGAAGAAGUGGAAAUGUGAGAAGUGCUCAAAGAAAUAUGCUGUUCAGUCUGAUUGGAAAGCCCAUUCGAAAAUAUGUGGAACAAAGGAAUACAAAUGUGACUGUGGCACCAUCUUUUCUAGAAGAGAUAGUUUCAUCACCCACAGAGCUUUCUGCGAUGCACUGAGUGAGGAGAACAACAAGUUCAACGAAGGACAAUUGCCAAAGAUGCAUGGUUCAAACUUGCAACCACCAACAAUAAUCCCAAACCUAGUUGCAUCAUUACCAAUCAAUGGCGCCAAUAAUCACAAGCACCCACUAUCACUCCCUCACGACCUCAUGACAACAAUUCCCGCAAAACCCUUUAACAACAACAUGGCUGCAGCAUUCACGAGAAGCCUUUCAUCCACCUCUCAACUAAGCUCAAAAUCACCAAACAUUAACAUGUUCGAGGAAAAUGGUCUCCUUUCACCUCACAUGUCCGCCACAGCAUUGCUCCAAAAAGCUGCAGAAAUGGGUGCAACAGUGAAUAGUAACAGCAACAACAACAGCAUGAUGAUGAGUGGAGAAAAAAGCUUUAUUAAUGUCACAAGCAUGGCACCACCAUCAUAUGGGAUCAUGAACCCCAACAUGCACAACGGUCAACAAGACUUGUCUCAGUAUAAUUUCAUUGCCAAUGGGGUGGUGGAUGGUGGUAGCAAUGGCAUGGGAAUGAGUGGUUUGGAUAUGUUUAAUGCUAUAUUGGAUCAAAGUAAGGCCUUGUCGAAGAUCAUAGAGCAGAACAAUCGAAGCAGUACUUAUAAUGGUGUUUUGCAUGCAAUGAAUAAUGGUAGGUCAAGUGGUUCCAUUGAAGUUGGUGGAACUAAAGAGAGUGAAGAUGUGAUGACUUUGGACUUGUUGGGGAUAGGAGGAGGUGGUGGUGGUGGUGGUGAUGGUAAUUUCUAUGGUGGUGAUCAACAGUUAGAAAUGGUUGGUGGAGAUGGAAUAUGGGGAAAUUGGUCAAAUAAGAAUGCAGGGCUUGAAUCAUUUUCAGCAACAAACAGCACCAUAUGAAUGAUACUGACCUUGCUGGGGGGAGGGAAGAAUAAUUUGCAUGUCUCUUCUAUUAUGGAAAUUAAAGGUGGAAUUUUCAGCUUAGUUUGGUUCUAUGAACUAAUUAAUUCCUUUUCGACCAUAUCAAACUAGUAGUACACUGCAGAAAUUAAUCGUCUACACAUUAACACUGAUUGGUUUUCCUGUGACAAAUCAGUGUGUGGACACUUUAAUUUGGUCCCUUAAAUUAGUGUUCAUCAGUAUCUUUAAAUGGCGAAUAAUCAGAAGAAUUGCCCUGCACAUUUAGUUAGUUCAAUGUGCACACUUCGACUUCACAGCAUUUCAAUUUCAGUCAUUCCAUUUUCAUAUCUUAUUAAUAAGAAUGGAAUAUGGCAAUAUGCUGAAAAUUUGUAGCAACGUUAAUUUGUGUAUUAAGUUGGCCAUUUAUGAUAAGACGAUCGAAAUGGUCCAGAUUUAGUUAA
Glycine soja is the source of this 2155-nucleotide messenger RNA. RefSeq names its product zinc finger protein GAI-ASSOCIATED FACTOR 1-like. Gene Ontology annotation, molecular function: DNA-binding transcription factor activity. The coding region runs from base 156 to 1694 and encodes 512 amino acids. The transcript has 3 exons. Gene Ontology annotation, cellular component: nucleus. The record is from RefSeq and is a predicted model, not a curated record. NCBI's taxonomy places the organism in Eukaryota, Viridiplantae, Streptophyta, Magnoliopsida, Fabales, Fabaceae.